Messenger RNA from Trichomonas vaginalis G3, 1044 nucleotides. Its product is annotated as cysteine proteinases family. NCBI's taxonomy places the organism in Eukaryota, Parabasalia, Trichomonadida, Trichomonadidae. The transcript has a single exon. Gene Ontology annotation, molecular function: cysteine-type peptidase activity. The record is from RefSeq and is a predicted model, not a curated record. The coding region runs from base 1 to 1044 and encodes 347 amino acids. Gene Ontology annotation, biological process: proteolysis.
AUGUUUGCCUAUAUCUUCUUAGCUGGAUCUUUAAAGGAUUCUGAUCCUCUCAUCACCCAGGAGAUGGUUGAUGCAAUUAACAGCAAUUCUAACUCACCUUUCAAGGCAACUCUCUAUCCGAAGUUUGCAGGGAUGACUAUUGGUCAAGCCAAACGUUUUUUAUCACCCGUUCGACCUCCAAAACAUCAUCAAGGUUCAGCAAUUCCAGUUGGAGCCAACGAAUACUUCUUUAACUUUGUUGAUAAAAGCUACAUCACAGGUCUCACAAACAUUGCAGCUUUUCCAGAGUGGCACAAUGCUUCAAAUCAGUUGGAUAGUCCAAUUAAACCAAAUAGAACAACUAUAGUAUUCCCUGUUUAUGAUGUCACAAAGUUAUGCAGCUCAUGGGCUCCUGCUGUUACAUCUGCAAUGUCAAUUUCUGUUUCUCGAUGCAGCUCAUGGGCUGGUCAGUUCGUCAACUUCUCACUUCAAUUCGUUCUUGACUGUGAUAUUCUCGGUGACUCAUGUGUUGAGCGUACGCCGCUUAAUGCGUACCAGCUAUUUUGGACAUAUCAUCCUCCGGACUUCGAGAGUUGGGAUAAACCAGGAAAUUCAAAUUCAGAAAGAGAAAAUUCCAUGCAAGCACCACGCGCAGAUUUCAAAAGAGAAAAUUGUGAAAACAACAGAUGUUAUCCAGGUUUAACAAAUUGCAAGCAUCAUUGGGCAUUAACAGGAAGUUGUAAUCCAGGAGAUCCAGAGACAGGAUAUCCGAUAUAUUUCCUUUACAAUUGGAGAUGGAUCAAAUCACACCUUUGGGAAGUUGGUGCUGUAACUUCUUCUAUAACUGUCUACCAAUCUUUAUUUAGCUAUGAGGAUGGUGUUUACUCUAGCUACUGGGAAGGAAAUAAUGUAACUCGAGAGAGUGUGGGUGAAAUUCUUGGAAUGCUAGAUGUAACAAUCAUUGGUUGGGGGCAGGGUCGGUUGAACUUGUCAGCUGAUGAUAGUAUGUAUAAGAAACAACUCCAACGUUGGUGGUGGGUGAUACCACAUUUCGGAAUUGAUUGA